Mercenaria mercenaria is the source of this 1702-nucleotide messenger RNA. Its product is annotated as proteoglycan 4-like. Bases 97 to 1665 code for a protein of 522 amino acids. The record is from RefSeq and is a predicted model, not a curated record. The transcript is spliced from 2 exons. Lineage: Eukaryota; Metazoa; Mollusca; Bivalvia; Venerida; Veneridae.
AACGACUGUUAUAUCACUUAAUGCAUUAAAAUCACCGCACUAUUUCGCUAUUUCGCGGAGAUGCAGACGGAAUAAGGCCUUAAACAGGGUGUUAACAUGAGAGUAGUGUUAGUGUUGAUCGUGGUGAUAGUGACAGUCACGUCUGUCAGAUCACUACAUCCAUACCCGAAAAACGUAUAUAAAGGCGUCAAAGGAGGCUUCCAAGCGACCGGUAAAUAUGACAAUAAACGAUUCGGUCCUACAAAAACAAAGAAAGGAAAGCGACCCAGCAGAAUCGGCAAUAUAGAUGUAAAUUUGAUAAGAACAGUGGGCGCAGACGUUGGUCUUCGUGGUCUUGCAGAAGCAAAUAACCGCGGGGCAAACACAGCAGAAAAAAAUGAUAAGAAUGCAACUAAUGCUCCUUCCAGUUACAGGAAAACUCAGAAAUAUGGAACAAUCGUUAAUAAGUAUAAAACAUCAGCUAGUAACUCAACGAGUUUUAAUACCGAACAACAAAAGCAAUAUAAUAUACAAUCAGCUUAUAGCGCUGGUAACACAUAUAGUGCAAAUAAAGACUUCUUAGCAAAUUUUCUAAAGACUCUAGUAAUUGGGGAUACAGGAACUGAUAAUUCCAACUCCGUCUCAACGAGUUCAUAUGGAAACACAAAAUCAUUAAAAUCAUCAAAUUACCAAACAAAAGAUAUAAAGAAAAGUUAUGGAUUUUCAAAAGAUGCAAAUCUUCAAAAUGGCAACGGAUAUUUAAAACCAACUAAGAAAUCUUCAUCAAAACGCAAUUUUUCAAAUCAGUAUAAAGUUAAUAAAGCAUUUGAUCCAUGGAAACUGGACUUAGGCACACCAGAUUUUGGUAGGCCAGACAAACAAGAUCCUACACAACAAGAGUACGGACUACAAGGUUCACAGUUUAUAUCAACACCAGAUUUCGGGAAACCCGAUGAAUCAAAUUCAAAAGUAAAUAUCGCUAGACCAAACAAACAAGACUAUACUUCCCUAAACGUUGAAAGAUUGUCUUCCGGUUCAUCUACAUCGCGAUUAUCAAAAAAGAAGCUCACUUUCAAAUCCUCGUCACAACAGUAUUCUAAAGUAUCGGACAUAGACUUCGGUAGGCCUGACAAACCAGAUCUAAUCAAAACAACAUAUGGAAAUAAUGCAAAACCUUACGGUCCAACAUAUAAAAAGCAAAUCAAAUCUACUGCAUCGAAACUGGAUUUUAACGGACCUGGAAAACCGGAACCUUACGGUCCAAAUUACGGACAACCAGCAACAAAAGCUCCACUGAAACCAGAUUUUAAUAGACCUGAUAAACCAAAACCUUACGGUUCAAAUUACGGACCACCAGCAACAAAAGCUCCAUCGAAACCGGAGUUUAACAGACCUGAUAAACAAAAACCUUACGGUCCAAAUUACGGACCACCAGCAACAAAAGCUCCAUAUAAACCGGACUUUAACCGACCUGAUAAAUCAAAACCUUACGGUCCAAAUUACGGACCACCAGCAACAAAAGCUCCAUAUAAACCGGACUUUAACCGACCUGAUCAACCAAAACCUUACGAUCCAAAAUAUGGACAACCAGCAACAAAAGCUCCAUCGAAACCAGACUUUAACAGACCUGAUAAAGCAAAACCUUACGGUCCAAAUUACGGACCACCAGCAACAAUAGCUCCAUAAAACCGGACUUUAACCGACCUGAUCAACCAAAACCUUA